AUGUCCGAUAUCGAGGACGAGCUGCUCGGCCUCGCCGAGAACGACCCCCACCACAGCAAGAAGCGGGGAAAGCAGAAGAGCCAAGCUUUUAUGGAGGAUUCCGACGAUAAUGAAGAGGACAUGGACAUGGAUUUGGACUCGGAUGACGAUGACUCCCGUCGAGGAUCAGGGAGAGCGACCGGGGAUCCAUACCCUUUGGAGGGCAAGUACAGGAAUGAGGAGGACCGAGACUAUCUGCCAGAGAUUGAAAAGGAGCAAAUCCUCGCCCAGCGACAAGAAGAGAUCCAAAAGUACAAGGACUCCAUGCAACUUGACGCCAUGUGGAAGAUGGCUCAGAUGGAGGGGGACGACUCGGACGAUGGACACGCCAAGAAACGUCGAAAGCACACGUCGGUGACUACGGAGGCAUCAAGGGCUAUGGCGGAGCUCAAGAACAGACGAAAGCAGAAGGAUGAGAGAGCGCAGCGUCGAGCGGAACGACGUCUUAGACAUCCAGGCUCGGCCUCUCCUGCCCGUCACGACGAUGCGUCCUCUGAGGAGGGUGAGAUUUCAAUCCGCGAUGAUUGGCGUGCCACCUCUCCUCCCAGUCGCCCCGAGCGACGCGAAAAAGGAGAGGUCGAUCUUGACGCCACGCCUGCGAACUACAAGGAGCUCGACUCCGCUCGCCUCAGCAGAUAUGAGCUCGUGGACCUCAUGUACAAGGAUGAGUUUGAAAAAGUCAUCACCGAUUCCUCUGGCAGUCACGGCCGGUAUUCGAUCGAGUAUAAGGGAAAGCAGGUCACCGAUACCCGCGCGCUCCUUUGUUCGUACGGAAAGGUUCAGAGGCUUUACCGAAUCGCCGAUGUCUCCAACAGCGAGUUUGAUGAGUCUGAGUUCUCACGCUUCAUGCUCACGUGUCAGGGCGACGGUGUUCUGCCGCCUCGACGCUCGGAGCUCAAACACAAGCAUGACCAGAUCCGCAAGCUUCGAGACCGGCCUAUGACAGAGGACGAGAUCAACCGUCAGAUCCAGGCGAGGCAGCAACACAAGCCCACAGCGCAUCGCACGAAGAUCGUGCUGGAGGUCACGUCACUCAUGAGAUCCAAGGAGCUCGCGCUUCGUCGCAACGACUUUGAAGCUCUUGAACUUCUCACUCAGCAGAUCAGGGAUUUGGGAGCUGACCCCAACACCGGCGAGCUUGAGGAGGGGGGAGAGGAGCUCAAUGAGGCGGACCUCCGGAUCCAGCGGAUCAACGAGAAUAACCGGAGAAAGACGAAGGAGUCCAUGGCGAGGGCACACGAAGCCGCUCUUGCAAAGAAGAAAGCGGAAGGUGCAGUCCUCAAGGCCAAGGCAGCCGCCAUGGCCUUGGCGGACCAUGUAGCCGCUGAGGCACCGCCCGUGUCUGGUCUUCGCAAGGGAGAGACGCCUCAGCAAUAUGUAGCUCGAACCAUUACCUUGGAUCUGGGCGAUUUCUAA
Molecule: messenger RNA, 1455 nt
Organism: Trichosporon asahii var. asahii CBS 2479
Lineage: Eukaryota; Fungi; Basidiomycota; Tremellomycetes; Trichosporonales; Trichosporonaceae
Product: rtf1 protein
Exons: 4
Coding region: 1-1455 (484 amino acids)
Molecular function (GO): DNA binding
Source: RefSeq, a predicted model, not a curated record